GGCGCUUCAAUACAACAAGCAUUUGGACCAGGAUUCCAUCCAAAAUGUCAGCAGAGAAAGGCAAGAGAAAGGAAUAUCUAACUGUGAAAGAUUUGCAGAAGCUGCUGGACUCAUGCAAACUACAUCUCGGUCAAAUCGACGAGGUCUGGCCAAACAUUUACAUAGGGAAUGUGGCAGUAGCCCAAAACAAGACUGCCUUGCAGAAGUUAGGUAUAACUCAUGUAUUAAACGCUGCUCACUCGAAGCGAGGCAGCAUAGGGAACCACAGCUUUUAUGGCAACGACUUUGUGUAUUGUGGCAUUCCAGCAGAUGACUCGACACACUUCGAUCUAGAUGUUUACUUCCAGCCCGCAGCCGAUUUCAUUCAAAAGGCUCUGAAGUCACCUGAUGGGAAAGUUCUGGUGCACUGCAUCAUGGGAAUGAGCCGCUCAUCGACGUUGGUGUUAGCGUACCUCAUGAUCCACCGCCAGCUUCCGCUCAAACGGGCUUUGCAGAAAUUGAUCCAGAAGAGAGCCAUCUACCCCAACAGGAACUUCCUGGCUUUGCUGUUGGAUCUCGAUCUUCAGUUGACGAGAAAAAAGAGAUUGUGUCAGAUCCUGUGACCAGGAGAAGACGUUUACACUUAUCAGCCACACGGUGGCGUGGUUUCUAAAGCGAUUCAACAGUCAAGACUGAAAUGAUUUCAACCAAUAACUGAAUAAUAACUGAAUUUCUCUCAGACUCAGCUGUGCCUUGAGAUUCACUUAACGUGUUAUGAUGUUAUGACGUUAGCAUGUUAGCCUGUUAAACAUUAAGAAAGAAAAAACUGAAUGGGAAUGGUGAUUACAUUAACUCUUUAACAGUUCAUCUACUCAUCCCUCAGUGUUUUAAUUAGCAUGUUAAAUGUUCAGGACACAAUGUUAGCACAUGUUACUGCUUCAACAUGCUUGUAGGCACAUUAACAUGCUAACAUUCUGAGCGUUAACAUGCCAAUAAUUAUCAUAUUGACAUGGCUUUGCUAAUGAUAGAUGCUAGCAGUAUUUAAAAUAUUAGUCUUGUUGCCAACAUGUGUGGAAGCGCGAUGGUAGUGACACUAAUACGUGUUAAAAUAAGUUCCUCACAAGCAGCGUCUGAGAUGUGACCUAAAAAAACAGACUGUUUAUAAAGAUGGACGACAAGACAGCUCUCCAAAAGUGAAGCCAAAUCUUCUUGAUCGCCCCCAGGUGGCUGUCUGCAGUAUAGGUUAGAAACCCCGCCUCCUCCAUGUAAGUGGACGGGACAUGGGCCAAACUAAAAAGUCAAAGUACAUGUCAAAUUAUAUAUUUAUAUAUUAUGAAAUGUUAGAAUUUUUUCCGGCAUGUUUGGUUUUAAUUAGUUAUUAAUGCAAAAAA
Molecule: messenger RNA, 1370 nt
Organism: Paralichthys olivaceus (Japanese flounder)
Lineage: Eukaryota; Metazoa; Chordata; Actinopteri; Pleuronectiformes; Paralichthyidae
Product: dual specificity protein phosphatase 13A-like
Biological process (GO): protein dephosphorylation; negative regulation of MAPK cascade
Cellular component (GO): cytoplasm
Molecular function (GO): MAP kinase phosphatase activity; protein tyrosine/serine/threonine phosphatase activity
Source: RefSeq, a predicted model, not a curated record